AUGUAUUUUAUUCAGUUACGUUAUGGAGAAACAAUCUAUCCAUUUUAUAUCGAUGAUGAUUGGUUACAUAUAUUUACAUUCUUUAUUCAACAAGUUAUUUCAGCGAAUUUCCUUCUUGGAACAGAUGUAGCAUUGAGUUCACUUGAUCAAAUUGAGAAUUUACCUGAUGACAAUGAAAUCAAAAUAAAAUGGAAUCAGGUAACAGAGAAUUUUGAAUGGAAUAAAGUUGAUGAAGAUGGAAACAUUAUUGAACAAAACGAUGGUGAACUUCAUUAUGGAACAUUUUGUGGUGACAAUCAAGAUAAUCAAGAACAAUAUGUACCACAAGCACAACCAGAAAUUAACUUAACCCCAGAUGACUAUGGCAACCUUGUUGAUGAUUAUGGAAACAUAAUUGUUCCAGUCGAAGAAAGACAAUUUACAGAUGACAAUGGAAAUGUAGUUGAUUAUCGUGGUAAUCUUAUUGCACCAGCAUACGACGAGGACCAAGUUGAUGAAUCUGGAAAUCCUAUUUACUAA
Molecule: messenger RNA, 519 nt
Organism: Trichomonas vaginalis G3
Lineage: Eukaryota; Parabasalia; Trichomonadida; Trichomonadidae
Exons: 1
Coding region: 1-519 (172 amino acids)
Source: RefSeq, a predicted model, not a curated record